GAACCCACGAUUGCCCUUUUCUCCACCUCCUGCUUAUCGUAUACUCCACCCAGAACCUUCUAGAAACAAUAAAACCUAACUCUCCCCGCCUUUCUCCUGAGAUCUCAACCCGCAUCUUCCGAUCAUUUCUGCUCGUCGUCUCAUCAUCAUCAACAUCACUUUCUUCUUUCCAUGAACUUCCUGUUUGGUCCUGGGGAUAAACGAAGACAGAGUUCCUCCUUUUUUUUUCCCUUUGACAAGGGACGAAAAACUGAAUCUCCAUCAGUUGUGGAAUAAGAAAAAGGAAAACCAUAAGGAAGAAGAAAUCCGUCUCGAAACUUCCAGUAACUUAGGGUUCGGAACUUGCUGACCGAACCCAUGCCGGGAGAACAAACUGCCGAAUCACCGGCCGGCGAGUCGCAGAGAUCGCUGCCGACUCCCUUUCUCACGAAGACCUACCAGCUGGUGGAUGAUCCGUCUGUCGAUGAGCUGAUUUCCUGGAACGAAGACGGAUCUACGUUCAUCGUGUGGCGCCCCGCUGAGUUCGCGCGGGAUUUGCUUCCCAAGUAUUUCAAGCACAACAAUUUCUCUAGCUUUGUUCGUCAGCUCAAUACUUACGGAUUUAGAAAGGUGGUGCCCGAUCGGUGGGAAUUUGCGAAUGAUUGCUUUCGAAGAGGAGAGAAAGCUCUGCUGCGCGACAUACAGCGGCGGAAAAUCUCGCAGCCUGCCGUGGCGCCGGCAACGUCGGUGACGGCGGCGGCGGCGACACCUACUGUUGCAUAUGCCGCGUCGCCGUCGAACUCCGGCGAAGAACAAGUGAUAUCAGCAAGUUCUUCUCCCGUGGCCGGAGCAGUUGUUGCCGGUGCGACUCUGCAGCGAACUACGAGCUGCUCCACGGCGCCGGAGCUGAUUGAGGAAAACGAGAGGCUGAGGAAAGAAAACAUGCAGCUGAGUGAUGAGUUGACGCGGCUGAAGGGGUUGUGUAACAACAUACUUGCGUUGAUGACGAACUACGCUUCCAGCCAGAUGGAGGGCAGCAGUCCGCAGGAGGGGCAGGCGUUGGAGCUGAUGCCAGGAAGGCAGUCGGCGGAGCCGAUGGAGAUGGAGGAUAUCGCAGCGAAGCUAGAUGAGGAGGUGACCCCUAGGCUAUUCGGGGUUUCAAUUGGGGUUAAGCGAGUGAGGAGAGAGGAUGAGGAAGAGAGUCAAGGGGUGCAGGAGGAGGAAAUAGAGCCGGGGUCAGAAGUGAAAUGUGAGCCAUUAGAUGGUAGCUCUGAUAAUCACGAGACUUCAUGGCUGGAACUUGGUAAGUGAAAAAACAUUAUUGUUGGGUAUAGGUGGGAAUUGACCCGAGGGCAAGGGGAAUCCGGAAGGGAAGGGAUGUCACGUGGGCGGGUGUAAGCGCGACACGUGUCUGUGGGCUUGAAUGGUCUAGUAGCUUCCUGUACUUGAAAUAGAAAGCCGUUGAAUUGUGGGGUCUGGAAUUUUUUAAUUGAUCCGAGGAGGGGAGGGGAUGGAUGGAAUCUUUAAAUUUGCUUCAAAUGGAGCGGAAGGAAACGUUGUAAAAGUUGCGAAAAAAGGGUAAUGGGUUGCUCUGCUAAGAAGAAAGGGACAGAGAAAACUUAUUUGUUAAUUAGUUCUGAUUCAACGUGUAGUUGAUGAUUAGUGUACUCUAGAGAUUAGUGAUGCUUCAGGUUCUCUGUGUAAUCUUUAUUAGCUAAUCAUGGUAUUGGUUUCUUUGGUUACUUGUAGAUUUGAGCAUUAUUCUUUCCCAAGUGAUGUAGGAAAAUAAAGGGAGGUUUCCACUAACCUCUAAUC
Carica papaya (papaya) is the source of this 1794-nucleotide messenger RNA. RefSeq names its product winged-helix DNA-binding transcription factor family protein (gene AT-HSFB2B). Gene Ontology annotation, biological process: regulation of transcription by RNA polymerase II. Gene Ontology annotation, cellular component: nucleus. Gene Ontology annotation, molecular function: RNA polymerase II cis-regulatory region sequence-specific DNA binding; DNA-binding transcription factor activity. The record is from RefSeq and is a predicted model, not a curated record. Lineage: Eukaryota; Viridiplantae; Streptophyta; Magnoliopsida; Brassicales; Caricaceae.